Molecule: messenger RNA, 3287 nt
Organism: Mytilus californianus (California mussel)
Lineage: Eukaryota; Metazoa; Mollusca; Bivalvia; Mytilida; Mytilidae
Product: egl nine homolog 1-like
Exons: 5
Coding region: 177-1499 (440 amino acids)
Biological process (GO): cellular response to hypoxia; peptidyl-proline hydroxylation to 4-hydroxy-L-proline
Cellular component (GO): nucleus; cytoplasm
Molecular function (GO): L-ascorbic acid binding; peptidyl-proline 4-dioxygenase activity; ferrous iron binding
Source: RefSeq, a predicted model, not a curated record
UGAGUACCGAAAUCACCAAUUUCGUCGUGAUUGUCCAAGAGGCUCAUCGUGAAGACCAUCAUGUAUCUUUAAAGAAUAAUAACACAAACAAUUAAUUAUUAAUUAGUAUCCGUGACAACUUGAGCACUAUCUGUGUCAUGGAGGACUGGAUCAAAUGAAUGUAAACAUAGGAAAUAAUGGCUGCAUGUGUACGUGACAAGGGGAACAUACGCAACGUUUGCCAACUUUGCGGCCAAGUGAAUAAUUUAAUGAUCUGUGCAGGUUGUAAAAGAACAUGGUAUUGUAGCAGGGAGCAUCAGAAAUAUGACUGGAAGUAUCAUAAGAAGAAGUGCAAAAAGCUAGAACAACCAACAAACGAAAAGCAAGAAUUGGGUCAAAAAACUAAAUCGUCUAUAAAUAGUAACGAAAUAUCAAUACCGGAGGGUUCCCCACGUGUGGAUGGGUUACGUGACAGUGAAGAUGUAAGUUCGACAGUUGUUGACAAAAACAAAACCAUGAGUGAAUUAAGAUCCUCGAAUUCUGCAGGAAAUGUUUCCAGAUUAGAACAAUUGAAUUUGGAAGAAGAUAAACAAGUUACUGUUCCAAAAAUUGGCAAAAAUUCCUCAAAGGAAUACUUCUUACAUUCAAAUAUUUCAGAGUUAAAACCUUUUACAUCAGAAUCAGUUCGACAAAAUAUUGCUAGACACUCUUCUAAGAAGAGAAACAGUUCUGACAAAAUGCCGCCAACAACAGAAGAGGAGUUUGACACAAGCAAAACAUACUUUUCAGUACUUGAAACCAGGACUAAGAUGCUUGCAGACUAUGCAUGCAAUUGCUUAAAUCGUUAUGGUGUGUGUGUUAUUGACAAUUUUCUUGGAAACGGCAAAGGACUUGAAAUUCUGGAACAAGUCCAAGACAUGCAUCGAGCUGGAUUAUUCACAGAAGGACAACUAAUGAACUCUGAACGUGGAAGUUCAAAUUUGAAACAUGUUAGAGGAGAUGUAUUAACUUGGGUUGAUGGUGGUGAGGAGGGGUGUGAAGACAUUGGAUUUCUUGUAUCCUCCAUGGAUGCUGUUAUUUUAAAGUGUGCUGGCAAAUUGACUAAUGUUAAUGUAAAUGGGAGGACAAAGGCAAUGGUUGCUUGUUAUCCUGGAAAUGGUACACAGUAUUUACGUCACGUUGAUAAUCCAAAUGAUGAUGGGAGAUGUAUUACAUGUAUAUAUUACCUCAAUAAAAACUGGGAGGCUAAGAAAUAUGGUGGCCUGCUAAGAAUUUACCCAGAGGGUCAAGACAGGGUUGCUAGUAUUGAACCAGUAUUUGAUAGACUUUUAUUUUUCUGGUCAGAUCGACGGAAUCCUCAUGAAGUUAUGAAAGCUUUUAAAACAAGAUAUGCAAUAACAGUAUGGUAUUAUGAUGCUGAUCAACGUGAAAAAGCAAUCAAGGGAUACAAAGGAAAUAUGAAGCCAGAGAUAGUUCCAUUACAUUCUCAUGAUCAAAGAUCUGUUAACUGUGACACUUAGUCAGUGUCAUCAAAUAUUGAGACUUAACUUAUUUGUUACAUAUCAUUUGAAUUAUAAUUUUAAAGAUUGAUCAUUCCCUAGUUAUGCUUAAAUUUGUGGUUCCUAGUUAUAUAAUUGUUAAGAAUAUAUUAGAUGCAGUGUAUCAUAUAAAUGUUAAGAAUAUACAUGUAUUAGAUGCCCUGUACUGUUCCAUGAAAAGCAUUGCUUUAACCAUUUUUCUACAAUAUUAUAUCAAUUUCUGUCUCUGCUAGCUAUCACAUAAUGCAUAUUUUGUGAAGUAGAUAAAACCUGUUUUGUCAGAUAAUAGUACUUUGUGUAAAAAGAUGCUGUCAGUGUGACAAUUUAUUAUACCUCAGUAUGUAUUUUCUUUAUAAAAUUAUAGACGAAUUUUAUGAAAUUGUCUGAAAAAGACUUUUUACCGCUAAAUAGUUUUAAAAACUAUUUACUGGAUAUGAACUUAUUACUGGAAGCAAACAUUUUCAUUUUUAAGGGAAAUUCUGUAAACAAACAGCCUUGUUUAUGACGUUAGCAAUGCAUUUCCAUAGAUUUUUAUUUAUGACGUCAAUGAAGUUUAAAGGUUGGCGGAAUUUUUACUUUGUCCGCUUCAAAUUAAAAAAUGAUAGUUGUCCCAAAAAUAUUUUCUUUGUAAGAGGUGCAGGUUAAAAAGAAUAAUGUUUCAUUUUCCUGAAAUAUAUACCGGCUUCUUUCUGUAUAAUAAAACACUUAUUUACCGGUACACCAAAUGUACUGGCUUUUCAGACAAUAGCAAUUUUAUUGUCCCACUUGACACAAACUAUUUCCCUCCACUUUGCGUCCUGAAAUAGUUUGUGUCUCGGGAACAAUAAACUUGCUAUUGUAAAUAAGUGUAUAAUAUGAUCAAUUAUUUUAUUAUAUUAUCAAUAUCCUUCUCUGAUAACAACUCUUGAGUGCAGAAGAUAUGAACACAACAUGUCAACAUGGGAAUGUUAACCGUGAAAAUAAUUUGAAAAGUGGUUGUGGCCAAAUAAUUGUGUUCGACAUAGUAAUUUUGUAUUUACCUUGUAGAAGUACUCCUUUUUUAUAUGAAGCAGAUGUGUACUAUGAAUUUUUUCAACCUGUAAAUGAAUUUAAAACUUUAUACAUGAUAAAAAUAUUAAUUAAAAACUUAUAGCAGGUUGUGUGUUAUUAACCAACUGAAUGUAGGUAUCAAGAAAAUUGUGUAAGUGCUAUCAGUAAUAUAAAGGGUCUUAAAAUAGGAAGUCAAUAAGUAGUAGUGAUAUAUAUAUUUUUUUUAAAGGAAACAUAGACACUUGGAAACUUAAUUGUUUCAAAUUGAAGUCUAUUAUUGACCAUGUAAGAUCUACCUACAAAUUGUCAAGGUCAUUUUUUUUAUUUUUAAGGUAACAGGUGAUUUAUAGUAAAGGACAUUACUGGUAAUAGAAUUUGUUGUUAUUUUAGUUCACUCUACCUGUUUUUUAUUUGUACUAAGACUAAGAUAACACACAUUUCUCAGGUGUACUCACUCUUUAUCGUAUAAUGUAUAGUGCUAUGACAGAGCUUAAAGGAUAUUUUAUGAACAGAAGUUAUUUUUUGUUUUCUGAUGGUGCUACUGAAAGUUUACUCGCAUUGAUAUAAAGAUCUUGCCUCCAACAAUAAACAGAGGUACACUCUAUAUGGUAAUUUAAAAAAUGUCACAAACAAAUUAAAACCGUGUUUUCAAAUAAAGUAGAACUUCUGGUAUAUCAAUCAUCACAGACUUCUCAAAACUGAUGUAAAAGUACCGACUUUUUUCCCUAUAUGUUUAAUGUA